AUGGCGAAUAUAAGGGUGCAGAGUCUCGAGCAGCCCAUGGACGUGGCCGAGUAUCUCUUCCGGCGUCUCCAUGAAAUCGGCGUCCGCUCCGUCCACGGCCUUCCAGGAGACUACAAUCUCGUCGCCCUCGACUACCUGCCCGAUUGUGGCCUCAAGUGGGUUGGCAGCGUCAACGAGCUGAAUGCCGCCUACGCUGCUGAUGGAUAUGCCCGCGUCAAGCAGAUGGGAGCCCUCAUCACCACCUUUGGAGUGGGCGAGCUUUCGGCCAUCAACGGCAUUGCCGGUGCCUUUUCAGAGCACAUCCCCGUUGUCCACAUUGUCGGCUGUCCCUCCACCAUCUCCCAGCGGAACGGCAUGCUCCUCCAUCACACCCUCGGAAACGGCGAUUUCAACGUCUUCGCCAACAUGAACGCCGAAAUCUCAGCUGAAGUUGCAAAGCUCACCAACCCCGCCGAAAUCGCUACCCAGAUCGACCACGCUCUCCGAGUGUGCUUCAUCAGGUCUCGUCCCGUCUACAUCAUGCUCCCCACCGAUAUGGUCCAGGCCAAGGUUGAGGGCGCAAGGCUCAAGCAGCCAAUCGACCUGUCAGAGCCCGAAAACGAGCCCGAGAAGGAAGCCUAUGUCGUCGAUGUCGUCCUCAAGUACCUGCGAGCUGCAAAGCACCCCGUCAUUCUUGUUGAUGCUUGUGCGAUCCGCCAUCGUGUCCUUGAUGAGGUCCACGGCCUCAUCGAAAAGACCAACCUCCCAGUCUUCGUCACCCCCAUGGGCAAGGGUGCUAUUAACGAAGAGCAUCCGACAUAUGGUGGUGUAUAUGCAGGUGCCGGUUCCCACCCGCCUCAAGUCAAGGACAUUGUCGAGUCUUCAGACCUUAUCCUCACCAUUGGUGCCCUCAAGAGCGAUUUCAACACUGCGGGUUUCUCUUACCGCACCUCUCAGCUGAACACCAUUGACCUCCACAGCGACCACUGCGUUGUCAAGUACUCGACAUAUCCCGGCGUGGCGAUGAGGGGUGUGCUGCGACAAGUCAUCAAGAAGAUCAACCCAUCCGAGCUCAGCGUCCAGCCAUCACCGAUUGUCGAGAACGAGGUCACCAAGAACCUAGAUGACUCGCCCGUCAUUACGCAGGCCUGGUUCUGGCCUCGCGUUGGCGAGUUCCUGAAGAAGAAUGACAUUGUCGUCACAGAGACCGGAACGGCCAACUUUGGCAUCUGGGACACCAAGUUCCCAUCUGGCGUCACCGCACUCAGCCAGGUCCUCUGGGGAAGCAUUGGCUGGUCUGUCGGUGCCUGCCAAGGAGCUGCCCUUGCGGCGGCCGAUGACAACAGCGGCCGCAGAACCAUUCUCUUUGUGGGCGACGGUUCGUUCCAGCUUACGGCCCAAGAACUGAGCACAAUGAUUCGUCUCGGGCUGAAACCCAUCAUCUUUGUCAUCUGCAACGACGGCUUCACCAUUGAACGCUUCAUCCACGGAAUGGACGCCGCCUACAACGACAUUUCGCAAUGGGAUUUCAAGGCCCUGGUGGACGUCUUUGGCGGAUCCAAGACUUGCAAGAAGUUUGUCGUCAAGACCAAGGAGUCAUUAGAGCAGCUCCUCACAGACUCCUCGUUCAACGCGGCAGAAUGCCUCCAGUUCGUCGAGCUGUACAUGCCCAAGGAAGACGCUCCGCGGGCACUGAUUAUGACUGCGGAGGCCAGCGCCAAGAACAAUGCAAAGCUGGAGUAA
Molecule: messenger RNA, 1722 nt
Organism: Trichoderma citrinoviride
Lineage: Eukaryota; Fungi; Ascomycota; Sordariomycetes; Hypocreales; Hypocreaceae
Product: pyruvate decarboxylase
Exons: 4
Coding region: 1-1722 (573 amino acids)
Molecular function (GO): thiamine pyrophosphate binding; magnesium ion binding; carboxy-lyase activity
Source: RefSeq, a predicted model, not a curated record